Messenger RNA from Aureobasidium pullulans EXF-150, 1007 nucleotides. RefSeq lists its product as uncharacterized. Bases 93 to 941 code for a protein of 282 amino acids. Lineage: Eukaryota; Fungi; Ascomycota; Dothideomycetes; Dothideales; Saccotheciaceae. The record is from RefSeq and is a predicted model, not a curated record. The transcript has 3 exons.
AUCAUCCAUAGAUCUGUCUCAUCUCCGUCGACCUGAUAUAACAUCAGGAAUAUCUAGCAUCUUCUUCGCCGUCGACGCACCUUUCGUCAACCAUGACCGCCGACCCAUACUGCGAGCACCUGGCUUCCCCGAACCCUUGGGUUCUUGGCCUCUCCGUCCAGCUUGUGAUCGGUAUCCUCGUCUCUUAUAUACCACAACAUGUGAAGAUCAUCCGACAUGGCACCUCUGCGGGCCUCUCGCCGUGGUGGGUUCUACUCGGCACCAUCUCAUCUAUCGCCGCACUCGCAAACAUCCUCGUCCUGCCGGCUAGCCAGCAUGAUAUGGCAUGUUGUCGUGAGAUUUCUGGAACUGCCUGCGGAGCUGCACUUCUCGGCGUCGUACAGAUCGGCGUACAAUGGGUCUGCUUCAUGACCAUUAUGGUACUCUUCUUGGUCUUCUUCCCCAGAGAUGCGUUUGCGCAGACUCCUCCAGAGCAUCUCAGCCCUGAUACGCCCCGCAAGCGUGAUGCUGUAAUUGUUGGUGUUGUGUCUCUGGUUUCUCUCCUCACUGUUGGCCUCAUCUCCACAAUCUUUCUCUUCCGCUUACCCAGUCACCUCCUCAGCUGGGCAAAUUUCCUUGGAAUCCUUGCCGCCAUACUUUCCUCCGUUCAAUACAUUCCCCAACUAUACACGACUUGGAAGGUGAAGCAAGUCCUGAGCUUGAGUAUCGCAACUAUGGUCAUACAAGUCCCAGGCGCUUUCUUAUUCGCCUUCAGCUUGUGGUUGAGAGUCGGAUGGGAGGGCUGGAGUACGUGGUUUGUCUACUGCGUGACUGGUGUCUUGCAGGGAUCUCUGCUGGUCAUGGCCAUUACCUUCUACAAGAAGGAGAAAGACGGACAGGCAGGGGAGCAUGAAGCCACAGAGACAGAUCCUUUGCUGGAGCAGUCCGGCAGUCACAACUGAUGGCCUUGAGAUCAUCUUUGACAAUUUUUUGUAUUUGUAUCAAUCUAUUGAACUCUUCAAGCGACC